This is a messenger RNA of Parnassius mnemosyne (clouded apollo), 1368 nucleotides long. NCBI's taxonomy places the organism in Eukaryota, Metazoa, Arthropoda, Insecta, Lepidoptera, Papilionidae. The record is from the annotation of a GenBank genome assembly.
AUGAUGAAGAAAUCGUGCGAGAAGAAUUUAGAAACGUUAAACAUAGAAACUAUUGGGAAUUACACGCAUUUCUUAGAACUACCGUUAAAAUUCGUCGGAUGCUGGGACUGGUUUAGAAAACCUAAGCGAGAAUACGAAAUAAUCGCUAAUCAUGUUUACUUGUCCUUGGUGCUAUUUGUGCUUGCAAAUCUACCGAUUUCUCUAAUUGUCCAUUUGCAAACUGAAUGGGUUGACAUCAUGCACAGCUUAAACGAAAUAGCUGACGGGCUGCCGUCGGUUGCCUCCGUCGCUAUUGUGGCGUACUUUGCACUUUACAAGAAGGAGUUGUACGAGCUGAUCAAUUAUACGAACGGUAACUUCAAAUGCCACUCGGCUAGAGGCCUGACCAAUAUGACAAUGCUAAAGAGUUACAGAGCCGCAAGGAACUUCGCUUUCUUCUACACUGCUUGCACGUUGUUUAGUGUGACGAUGUAUGUUAUUUUGCCAGUGAUCGUACAUCUGUGGACGAAGCAGCCGCUGCAACCGUGGGUCUAUACAGAUGUUACAAGGACAACAUUCAUUGUGUUUGUAUUUCUAAGACAAUGUCUGGCGCAGGCCUUCGUUGGGCUGGCUAUGGGGCAGCUAGGUAUAUUCUUCGCGUCCAACGCCAUACUUCUGUGCGGGCAACUGGACCUGCUGUGCUGCAGUCUACGCAACGCACGCUACACCGCCCUGCUGCAUAAUGGCGUACAGCAUUCUGCAUUGCUGGCUGCCCAUAAAGACUUGCUAGAAGAUGAGCGACAUAAUUACAUGUAUAACACGUCCGAAAUGAGGGAUUCCAAUUACCAUUAUGAUGAUAAAUUGCGACAUUUUAUCGGACAUAAAACAAGCUACAAUAUAUACAACCCAGCUUACGAUGCGGAUACAAGUGCGGCGUUACAUGAGUGCGCUCGUAUGUGUCAGGUCAUUAACGAAUAUAAGAUGAAAUUUGAGGCUUUCGUCUCGCCUCUGCUCGUGCUGAGGGUCGUGCAAGUCACUCUGUAUCUAUGUAUGUUACUGUACGCGGCUACAGAGAAAUUCGAUAUGGUAACCGUGGAGUACCUCGCUGCAGUGGCUUUGGAUAUAUUCGUUUAUUGCUAUUAUGGCAGUCAAAUUAUUUUACAGGCAGAUCGUGUGUCUACAGCGGCGUACCAGAGCUCUUGGCAUACGAUGGGUCCACGUCCAAGGAGGCUGUUGCUCAAUAUCCUCUUAUCUAACCGGAGACCGGUCGUAGUCCGUGCCGGAAAAUUUUUGCCCAUGGAUCUGCACACUUUUGUAGUUAUUAUCAAGACUUCAUUCUCUUAUUAUACACUGCUGGUGAACGUUAACGAGAAGGGCGAAAGGAAAUAA